Priapulus caudatus is the source of this 546-nucleotide messenger RNA. Its product is annotated as protein TsetseEP-like. The coding region runs from base 1 to 546 and encodes 181 amino acids. Lineage: Eukaryota; Metazoa; Priapulida; Priapulimorpha; Priapulimorphida; Priapulidae. The transcript has a single exon. The record is from RefSeq and is a predicted model, not a curated record.
AUGUCACAGACACAGAAACCACAGCGCGGUGCCUGGUCCGAACCAGAAGAUGAACCAGAACCUGAACCAGAACCUGAGCCAUUGGUGCUAGAAAUUUCAGAACGCCCUCAGCCACGACCGGAACCUGUUCAACAGGUCAGAAGGAUCUUUGAAGAUAUCAGGACAGAAGAGGAACACAAGAAGUUCACCGAGGAACAUGAUAUAAGAGUGAGACAGGUUGUGGAAGAGCCGGAACCUGUUGCAUAUGCACCUAUCCAGGUAGCCCCAGCACCCCAACCAAGACCACCCUCACCAGCUGAACAACACCAAGCCCCACGUCAGAAAGUUCAUCAGCUACCGCAGGCAGGAUUCAUUCAAGUCACAGGACACAGAAACCACAGCGCGGUGCCUGGUCCGAACCAGAAGAUGAACCAGAACCUGAACCAGAACCUGAGCCAUUGGUAUUGGAGAUCGCUGAGAGGCCUCAGCCUAGACCAGAACCAGUUCAACAGAUCAGAAGGAUCUUUGAAGAUAUCAGGACAGAAGAGGACACAAGAAGUUCACUGA